This is a messenger RNA of Pseudonaja textilis, 1458 nucleotides long. RefSeq names its product C1q and TNF related 12 (gene C1QTNF12). The record is from RefSeq and is a predicted model, not a curated record. NCBI's taxonomy places the organism in Eukaryota, Metazoa, Chordata, Lepidosauria, Squamata, Elapidae. Gene Ontology annotation, molecular function: hormone activity. Gene Ontology annotation, biological process: positive regulation of insulin receptor signaling pathway; positive regulation of D-glucose import across plasma membrane; negative regulation of gluconeogenesis.
GGUUACAUGUUGCUUGCAAAGGAGGUUAGCUUGGGGUGACUAGGAGAAAAGUCCGUUUGCAGAAGAGACCCAGGAAAGGCAAAGCCGGCAUCCCAAGUCUGAUCCAAUUCCUGAUUUCCGUCUUGAGAAGGUUGCCUCCAUCUUGCUUGAAGAUGAGGUCUCCGGAAGAGAGGAGACGAUACUGGGGUUGGUUUGUUCUGGCGAUGCUGAUCUGCCAAGAGUUCCCGAAUUUCCCGCUGUUGGCGGCGGCGGCCAAGAAAGAGCGGAAGAAACUGAAGGAGCCUAACCAAUACACGGAGACUCUUUCCAACACCACUCUUUCCAACAGUGAAGAAUUGAACGGACACGCCAAGAUGCUAGAAUCCCCAGACCCACGCAUCACCGAUCCACGCAAGACAUGGAUUUCAUUUGUACAGCGUCCAGGUGAUGGCAGCAGCUCCAAAAAGAAAUGCAAAGGGAAAGAUAAAAAACGUGGUCUUGCCGGACCUCCAGGGCCGCCAGGUCCUCCAGGGCCCCCUGGCCUUCCUGGGGCUGAAGUCACCCACGAAGUCUUAAUGCAAGAAUUUAAAGACAUGCUAAAAGAAGCUACCGAAAGGCGGGCAUCUCCAGUUCUCCCAUCCCAUCCCAGUGAGAUGCCGGUGAUGUUGGUGCCCCUGGAGGAGCUGUCUCUCUACCGGCGAGUGGAGGAAGCCUUCCAUUGCAAGCUCAAGGGUCAAAUCAUCGUGGACAAGAAAACCUUGAUGGAACUCCAGAAUUUUCAGAUGCCUUUAGCCAAAGGAUCUUUUCUCCGAGGAUCCGGCUUAAAUUUAACAACUGGGAGGUUUACAGCUUCAGUAUCUGGCAUUUAUCAGUUUUCAGCCAACGUCCAUGUAGACCACAGUGAGCUGAAAAGUAAACUGCAGCUCCGAGCAAGAGAUAAUGUCCGAAUCUUGAUCUGCAUUGAAUCCCUUUGCCACCGAUAUACAUCUUUGGAGGUUAUCACUGGGCUGGAAAGCAACAGUAAAAUUUUUACCGUUUACGUUCAUGGAUUGCUCCAACUCCAGGCUGGACAAUACACCUCCAUCUUCGUAGACAACAGCGCUGGGGCCCCCGUGACCAUUCAGAACGGAUCUGACUUCAUGGGCAUGUUUGUGGGAGUCUAAUUCCCAAGACAAUCUGCAAGGGAGAAAGAGGGAGGGGGGGGAGAAAACGCACCCGGCCGCCUGAUGGACAAGCUUGAACUCUGAACCCUACCUGCCCACCUUCGCUCCGCCAUCAACGUUCUGCAGCCAAAUGAAGCAAACGUCUUCUACCCCCCCCGCCUCCCCCAGGAGGCCUAGCAAACAAUCCGAGAGAAAGGGAGAAGAUCGUUUUCAACGCGGAACCCAAAAAGCCAGAUCUACUUUCCUUCCAUGGACAGAUUCCAGAUUUUCCAUCUCAGUCCCGAGAGCCAAGGAAAUCUCUCCCUCUCUGAUUCCA